Phaedon cochleariae (mustard beetle) is the source of this 1595-nucleotide messenger RNA. Lineage: Eukaryota; Metazoa; Arthropoda; Insecta; Coleoptera; Chrysomelidae. The record is from the annotation of a GenBank genome assembly.
GUGACGUCAAUUUUGUUAUAAAUAGCAACUGCCGGCAGAAAUUCGUCAAUCGACAAGUUCGUUUGGAAGGCUCCAUUACUAGCUAUUCUGAACGUUUGUUAACGUUAAACUUUUCUCUUUUGUGGUGAAUUUGUAAAAAAUCUACAAACAAAAUGCGUGAAUGUAUCUCCGUACACGUCGGCCAAGCCGGAGUCCAGAUCGGUAACGCCUGCUGGGAGCUGUACUGCCUCGAACAUGGCAUCCAGCCCGACGGGCAGAUGCCCUCCGACAAGACCGUGGGCGGCGGCGACGACAGCUUCAACACCUUCUUCAGCGAGACGGGGGCGGGCAAGCACGUGCCCAGGGCCGUGUUCGUCGAUUUGGAGCCCACUGUUGUAGAUGAAGUGAGGACAGGGACGUACAGACAGCUGUUCCACCCGGAGCAGUUGAUUACCGGGAAGGAGGAUGCUGCUAACAAUUACGCUAGGGGACACUACACCAUCGGGAAGGAGAUCGUGGAUUUGGUUUUGGACAGGAUUAGGAAGCUGGCUGACCAGUGUACUGGGCUACAAGGUUUCCUGAUCUUCCACUCGUUCGGCGGGGGCACCGGCUCCGGCUUCACCUCGCUGCUGAUGGAGCGCCUCUCCGUCGACUACGGCAAGAAAUCGAAGCUGGAAUUCGCCAUCUAUCCCGCCCCGCAAGUCUCUACCGCCGUCGUGGAGCCCUACAACUCCAUCCUGACCACGCACACCACACUGGAGCACUCGGACUGCGCCUUCAUGGUCGACAACGAGGCUAUUUAUGACAUUUGCAGGAGGAAUUUGGAUAUCGAGAGGCCCACUUACACCAACUUGAACAGGCUCAUUGGACAAAUCGUAUCUUCCAUCACGGCCUCCCUGCGUUUCGACGGUGCCCUCAACGUGGACCUCACCGAGUUCCAGACCAACUUGGUGCCGUAUCCUCGCAUCCACUUCCCGCUGGUGACUUACGCCCCCGUCAUUUCCGCUGAAAAGGCGUAUCACGAGCAGCUUUCGGUGGCCGAGAUCACCAACGCCUGCUUCGAGCCGGCCAAUCAGAUGGUGAAGUGCGACCCGAGGCACGGCAAGUACAUGGCCUGCUGCAUGUUGUACAGAGGGGACGUGGUGCCGAAGGACGUGAACGCGGCCAUUGCUACCAUCAAGACCAAGAGGACCAUCCAGUUUGUGGAUUGGUGUCCCACAGGAUUCAAGGUCGGUAUCAACUACCAACCACCCACCGUGGUGCCCGGCGGCGACCUGGCCAAGGUGCAGCGUGCCGUCUGCAUGUUGUCCAACACCACCGCUAUUGCCGAGGCCUGGGCGCGCCUCGACCACAAGUUCGACCUCAUGUACGCCAAGAGGGCGUUCGUGCACUGGUACGUCGGUGAGGGUAUGGAGGAGGGCGAGUUCUCGGAGGCCAGAGAGGAUUUGGCCGCUCUGGAGAAGGACUACGAAGAGGUCGGCAUGGAUUCCGGAGAGGGUGAAGGAGAGGGAGCUGAAGAAUACUAGAUGAGAGUUUUCUUGGCUACUUUUGAAACGACGAUUUUUGAAGUCUGAUUUUCCGUUAAUAAAUUCAGUUUUUUUACUUGCAAACCAUAU